UUCAGUGAAAUAUAGAUAUAAGAUCAACAUUGUUCAGCAGCCCCGUGUUGGAUCAGAAGUUUUCAGUCGACCAUUGAUACGAUCAUGCAGAAAAUGAGGAGUGCAGCAUUUUUUAUUGGUCUUGCGGUAACAUUCAUUUUUCUCGGAAACUGUCACAAAAAUGCUGCAUUCAAGUUGGCUAAAGGCAUGAGGAGAGAAAAAACGAUCAACUUACUUCGCCGAGAAGGAAAAGAAACCCCUAGAACAUUUGAGGACCCUUCUUGUUUCCCCACUCUUAAUUCCGACGGGAUAUCGAUGUUAAAUUAUGGUAUAAAUCUCAUCAACUCCUCAAUAAAAAUAUCUGGAAGAUUUUUCGCGGCCCUUCAGGACCUAUACCAUACCGACAAUAAUACAAUUAAAACUGUUAUUUAUGACAACCUUGAAUCUUACAGCACUUAUUCUGCGAGAAAAUUCAAAGAAAAUAUGGAUUCUGAUUUAGAGGCAACCGCCAUUUCAUUCUACACUUACUUGAUCUAUAGUAGAAUAAACUCCUUUUUACGAGAACACAAAUGCGGAAAAAUGAAUCUGACGGACGACGCAAAAAAUCUGGGUCCAUACAGUGCUUAUUUAAUGGCUGUGCUGAUGUUCUCUCCACUCCUGUCUAAAGAAACAAAUACAACCUACAGAGAGGUGUCCUUUGAUGAGGAAAUGAUUGACCAAUAUGAGAUCGGAACUACGUUUCUUUGGUCAUCAUUUUCAUCUUCAUCCAUGUUUAAUAUGAAUUUUUUUGGAAAUGUGGAAUUUGUUUUCAACAACUCUCGAUCGUCAUUGUGGAGUCCUAGACGCAUUGAACAAUAUUCGUUCUAUCCCGAGGAAGAGGAAGCCUUGUAUCCUCCUGCAGCAAUGUUCAAAAUUACUGAAAAAACAGUCAAAGGGAAAGAUGUAUAUAUCUAUGCUGAUCUUGUAAACCAAAAUUUAUGAAAUAAACAGUGCCUGUUCAUAUUCAAUCGAA
This is a messenger RNA of Saccostrea echinata, 991 nucleotides long. RefSeq lists its product as uncharacterized. Lineage: Eukaryota; Metazoa; Mollusca; Bivalvia; Ostreida; Ostreidae. The record is from RefSeq and is a predicted model, not a curated record. Gene Ontology annotation, molecular function: NAD+-protein-arginine ADP-ribosyltransferase activity. The coding region runs from base 85 to 960 and encodes 291 amino acids. The transcript has 2 exons.